Trematosphaeria pertusa is the source of this 1101-nucleotide messenger RNA. RefSeq lists its product as uncharacterized. The record is from RefSeq and is a predicted model, not a curated record. Gene Ontology annotation, molecular function: protein binding. Bases 243 to 1034 code for a protein of 263 amino acids. The transcript has 3 exons. NCBI's taxonomy places the organism in Eukaryota, Fungi, Ascomycota, Dothideomycetes, Pleosporales, Trematosphaeriaceae.
AUCUGGCGUUCAUUGAUAAGGUGUCGGGUGGGACGCGUGGGAAUGAGGCCAAUUCAUGGACAGAGUAGGUAGAGCAGAUCUAUGUGACAUUGUAACUUCAGGCGGGGCGCAACGAGCGAGGUCGCUCCUACCUCUUUCACCCGCUGUCGGCACUUUUGGAAUAAAAACUCUCCCGAUAUCUUCGCAACUUUGACUGCCUCAACACACCAUUUUUCAUCUUUCAACCCCAACUCAUUGCUUCUAUGGCGUCCCCAGAAGAGAAAUCUAAGCAGCCAUACGUCCCAGCUCCGAUACCUUGCUCUCACCCAUCUGAGAAACCUCCUCGACAUGUGUACGACCGGAUCAUCAAAGUCAUCGUUGGACCUGAAGGUGCUACGAGAGAAUUCCAAGUCUACCGCGGCCUGAUAUGUCACCAUUCGGAAUACUUCGAUCGCAUGUUGAAUGGCAGCUUCAGAGAAGCGCAGUCCGAGUCGCUCAGACUUGAGGAGGUCCAAGUGGAGAUGUUCCACCAUUUCUACGAUUGGAUGAACACAGGCGCAUUCGACAUCGACGGAUAUACCAAGGAUGAAAUCCGCUCCAAAACUUCGCUACCGGAAGUAAUUGCGAAGCUCUACAUAUUCGCUGACUACCACGUUGUCCACAGUCUCAAGAAUGCUGCUUUGGACUGCAUGUAUCUCCUCAUGGAGAGCGAGCAAUUAGUUCCCGCCAACAACAGCCCGCUGAUCUACUCCAACACAACCGGGUCGGAUCCUCUGCGUCAGCUACUCGUCGACGUCGCGGUGAGACAUUGGCCCUGCGACAUCAACAAGGGAAAACUGGAUAAUUAUGACAAAGAAUUCCUGGUCGAUUAUGUGCUCAAGCUGAAAGAGCUAGAGGCCGCGCCAGGGGUACUUAACUUGAAUCGCACGAAACAGGUCAAGGCAAUAAGGCCGAAUUUCUGCGAGUGGUAUCAUGUGCACCCUAAUGUCAAGGGCACGCCACGUGACGUUGGCGCUUCAACCGACAAGUCUGAAAGCGAGGUGGGUAUGUCUUAAGCUCGGGGCAUAGGGGGUGGCUCUGCUGAACCGCGGCGCUCAAGCUGAAUUCCCGACUCCAACGUGC